This is a messenger RNA of Scophthalmus maximus (turbot), 7598 nucleotides long. RefSeq names its product piggyBac transposable element derived 5 (gene pgbd5). Gene Ontology annotation, biological process: non-replicative DNA transposition. The coding region runs from base 326 to 1927 and encodes 533 amino acids. Lineage: Eukaryota; Metazoa; Chordata; Actinopteri; Pleuronectiformes; Scophthalmidae. Gene Ontology annotation, molecular function: transposase activity. The transcript is spliced from 7 exons. The record is from RefSeq and is a predicted model, not a curated record. Gene Ontology annotation, cellular component: nucleus.
GGACGCUGUGCCAUCACUGCUGACAAUUUUGCCCAGUGCGCAGCGCUGUGGGCAGAGCAAGGGAGCGGAAAUAUUUCAGUACCCUUGAAGCGGACAGCUCUCCCCGGAUCCACACGUUUCUGACCGCCGGGCUCAGCAUACGAGCCUGGAGGGCCGCGGAGGAUCACAGAUCAUACCCAAGAUAAGGGAGUGUGUAGCCGCCACUCUGAAGGCUAACACCUCCCUGUUCUUGCUAAAUCGUGACCACUUACACGCCGCCGAAGCCACAGUGCAAGGGUGAGAAAGAGGGAGGAAGGGGGAGUGUAGAGCAUCACUACAGAGAGAGAUGGCGGAGUGCGGGCGGAAGGCGCUGUCUCUCCUGGAAGCGGCCCGAUCCCGGUACGAGAGCCUGCAGAUAUCCGACGACGUGUUCGGCGAGUCCGGGGAUGACAGCAGCGACAAUCCUUUCUACAGCACCUCCGGAGACUCCGACUCCGACAGCUGCAUAGCUGACGUGGGCGAUGAGCUGCACCAGCACCAAAAACGGGGCGACGAGGGGAGCGGGCUCGGCGGGGGAGCAGGGAGCCGCGGCAGCAGCGGAGCCGGUCCCCCGGGCUCCCUGUCCCGCAGCCAGGCAGAGGCGGACGGCUGGACGGAGACCCUGCAGGAUGUCAAGGUGCCGCCGUACAAAGAGACAUACGGUCCUGCUCAGAAGAUGCCAGCCAAUGCCACAGCCUUGGACUUUUUCCAGCUCUUUGUCCCGGACAAUUGCAUCCAAAACAUGGUCACCCAGACUAACAUGUACGCCAAGAAGUUCCAGGAGCGCUUUGGCUCAGACGAAGGCUGGCAUCCCGUCACCGCCCAGGAGAUGAAGGCCUUUCUGGGCUUUGUCACCUCCACCAGUGUGCACCGCUGCGAGUCGGUGCUCAGCAUCUGGAGCUCAGGCUUUUUCAGCAACCGCAGCAUCGCCUUGAAGAUGAGCCAGGCACGUUUUGAGAAGAUCCUCAAGUACUUCCACAUUGUGGCUUUUCGGCCGUCACAAGGAAGCAACCAGGGCCUGUACAAGAUACAGCCUUUCCUGGAUUCACUGCAGCAGUCAUUUAACUGCACAUUCAGACCUUCACAGACACAGGUUCUUCAUGAGCCCUUGAUAGACGAGGAUCCAGUGUUCAUCACCACCUGUACAGAAAGAGAGCUGAGGAAGAGAAAGAAGAGGAAGUUUAGCCUCUGGGUUCGCCAGUGCACCUCCACAGGAUUUAUUUGUCAGAUCUCAGUCCAUCUGAAGGACGGCCAGGGUGCAGAUGGCCUGGCCACCUUGAAGAACAAGCCUCAGCUCCAUAGCCUUGUGGCCAAGCAGCUCUGCCAGAAUAUCUCUGGCAAGAACACCGUCAUCUUCACCGGGCCGUCCAUCACAAGCUUCAGCCUUUUCAUUGAAUUCAGCAAACAAGAUAUCUUCUGUUGUGGUCUGCUGAGCACCAGGAAGAGUGACUGUACAGGUUUACCGCAGAGCAUGUUGGUCUGCAGCUCCACAUCAGCGAAGCGUGGCCAAUCACAAGUAAUGAUGAAAGGCAGCAUGUCACUGAUCAGCUGGUACAACAAGGGACACUUCCGGUUCCUCACCAACGCGUACUCCCCAACAAAACAAGGUUUGAUCAUUAAGAGGAAAAGUGGGGAAAUCCCAUGUCCUUUGGCUGUCGAGGCCUUUGCGGCGCACCUCAGCUACAUCUGCAAAUUUGACGACAAGUACAGCAAGUACUUUAUCUUCCAUAAGCCCAACAAGACCUGGCAGCAGGUGUUCUGGUUGAGCAUCAGCAUCGCCAUCAACAAUGCAUACAUCCUCUACAAAAUGUCUGACGCCUACCCGGUCAAACGCUACAGCCGAGCACAGUUUGGAGAGAGACUGGUCAGAGAGCUGCUGGAUCUAGACGACUGCUCCCCCACACAGUGAGGAGGAUGAAAAGGAGGAGGAGGAGAACAACAGGAGCGCACAGCAAACACCCACAAACACACACAUAACACAAUCCCCACACCUAUUUACACCCUUCAUAACAGACUCUGCCGUCCGUGUCUAUGUGAUAAUACUGAAGCAGUGUAGUGCCUAUGUCUCUCUUCCUAGUUAUUUUUUUGUGGUACUGCAAGUAUUCAUUAACACACAGCUGCACACUUACAGAACAGAGAAACAUGAGCCAUCGGACAGUUCACAUGCCUCAGCUGCAACUUUCCACCACAAAGAUUUAGUAAGGAUUUGUCAGCAGGAUCAAUUUCAAAAGCAGAUGAAGGCAGGAGCAAUGAAACCGGGAGGAAUUCACCAUUUAAUGAUGUCAAGAGUGAAAUUAUUGGUAUGAGCCUGAAUCUCCUGUGUGACUAUGCGUAGCUUGAUAUUUACAUCCUGCAAAAACACGUGACCCUGAUACAGAAGCUUAGUAAACCAGGACUAUGGUGUGUUCACACACUGCAUGCAAAAAGAAUCUGGAUUGUGAUGUGCUCUUGUUCAAUGUGAAAAUGAUUCCUGCUCCAGGUGGCUUUUUGUUUGUGUGCAUUUAUUAAUUGGAACUGCCAUUUGUGUGUGUCACAUUGAGCCUGAGGAUGUAAAUGUACAGCUAUUGUGACCCAAAUUUGUAGUGUAGCUGCAUACCGUGCUCGCUAGACAAAGACUGUCAGGGGAUGUAAAGCCACACCCAGCAGUGUGCCACCAAUUCACUGUUUCCUCCUUCAAAAGAGCCCAGAGCAGAUACAAAAAAAUUGUGUCAGAUCCCCCUGAAAACCCAAUUUUGGGAAUUGCUCUAAAAUGGUAAAUAUUUGUGCUAUAUGUGGCAUGGUUUUAUUUAUAAAUAAAACGUUUUUUCAGCUUCAUCAUCGCUCAUGGUAAGCUGGUUGAAAUAAUAUGUUUUUAGAGUCUUUGACACAAAAUGUCAUCAAAUCUGAAAUCUACUUUUGUACUAACACUUUUAUUGCAAGAUAAAAUUGUCAUAUUUGCCUGUUUCAUUACUUAUGUAUUAUAAUACUAUGCAAGCUAUCCGUACUUUGGCUUUGCAGGUCAGAACGUGUCCACAGUCUCCUUGAUCAAAUGUUCAGAAUGUCUGUGUUGCUAGACUACAAGUACUAUCUUGGCCAGUGGACAGGGGUUUGGAUAAUGUUUCUUGGCAAGAUUUGCAUCCAAAAAGUAAAAACCAAUGCACUGGUGGCUUAUGAGAUGUCCAAAGAAACCCACAAAGCAACAAAUCUUAACUUAGGUAAAUGGCGUUACAGCCAUCUGAUUGUUGUGCAGUCAAAAGAGUUACUCAGAAAAAAAAACCCUGCAAUUAUCGGAUAAAUAAGAAACAUGGAUGGUUACUUUUUUAAUUAGAACAUUUGCAAGCAGUAACACCUGAGGGUCUGUUUUAGUCUUUGGAAUAGAAUACUGUACUUUUUGUGAAAUGGAAGCAUUAAUGCAUUUUGGACAAUUACUGUGAAGGUCUCCUUUUUCCAGUGGCACAUUUCUUGCCAGGUAACAAAUUUAAGUCUGCCAUCUCUUGUCCAGCCAGUGGAAGUGUGAGUGAGAAAAAAACGUUUAUCUGACACAAAAUCAACUUACUGUCUUCACACCACACUGCUGUCUGUAGCUUUAAUUAGGAUUUAAAUUCAACAUGCUUUGCUCAACAUGUGCAUUAUGCAGUCAACAUGCUAUUGUCACACUGGUCCUGUUUAUGAAGUGACAGUUAUUGACUGGUGCUUGCAGCAUGGUUAGAUGUGUGAAUAUUUGUUGUGUUGUGAUAGUCUUUAUGAUGGCAGAACAGAGUGUUGAGUGAUUGGCUGGCAGGACUCAAGCACUUUCCCUCAUCACAGUCUUGCACUUUGUGGAGAUUUGUAAAGUUAGCAACAUGCCUCUUAGAUUAUCAUUUUAGUUUGAUUUUAACUAAAUGAUAGUUUGAGAAAAAUGUUUAAAAAACAAUAAAAUAAAAUAUAUAUAUAACUGUGUGUAGAUAAAUGGAAUUGAUUAUAUAAAAUUACAACAAUUAAAUAAAACUAAAUAAAAUCAGAAAAGAUUACCACUGUAGAUAUAUAGUAUAUGGUUCAGUAUGUCUGUGUGUAUUUUGUAUUUUUGUGAGUGUAUGUCCAUGAUCUCUCUGUCACUGAGACCCAAGAUUGUGAUUUUCUUUUUCCUUUUCCUUUUUCACUAAUCCAAAGCAUCGUUGUUGUCAUUGUUGCUCUUGUGAGUAUGUGUACUGUAUGUGUUAAAUCACUGUUCACCUUCGAGUAACACUGUUAAUGUUAAGAGGCACCCAUGUUAUGUCAUGUAUUUGUAAACUAAUGAUUUGAAUACACUAUUUGAUGCCUACAAAUUACACACACAUUAAAUUGAUUUAAACUGAUAUACAGCUGUGGCCAUUGUAGGAACAUAUUCAUCCCCUGCAGUCUGCAUAGAAGUAUAGUUUUUUUUUGGUAAUUACAGUACAAAUCCCCUCUGAAACACAUUGCAUUAGGAUUAGGUUUUCCAUUAGAUAAAAACAAAAACAUAAAGUCCAUAUUUCAAUCACAUUUUCUACAUCGCUUUCAUUUCUUUGAGGUUUGACUGGUGCUCUUUUAAACUGGCACUAAGCAAUGUUAAACCAAUACACGUUUUAUAAAAAUCUGCAAAUAUUUCCCUUACAAUCCGCUAGCUGUCGGUUAUGUGUGUGCACCGACAUACAGGAUUGUUUUUCAGUCCUGGCUCUUUAAAUUAAAAGCAAAAAAAUGGCUUGAACCGCACCUCACAACACUGUGCAGUUUGUAAACAUCACUCCCCGACACCUUGAGAGACGUGCUAGCUUACAAAGCUACGACUCAGGGGUUUGACCUAGUGGUUAGCGUGGCGGUCUCCCAUAGUCUCCCAAAAUCAUCAACAACAACAAAGAGAGAGACAAGCUUUUUCCAAUAUCGCGUACUGACCCUUUAACUAUGUCAUCUUUCUUUUUUUUUUCAAUGGGUUUAUAGAUCAACUGUGACACCAGCUGCUUAUCGAGAUCCUCUCAACUUGUAAUAAUCAUAUAAGUGGAUAGACGUUUAUUUUCUUUUACUGAUGAUUUACUAUAAAUGUAUUUAAAUUUAACUGACUUUAAGAUGACAUUCUCUUAAUUCUGGUAUGAAGAGCGUUUUACUGCCCCCACAAUUUCAAGUCUUUUGCCUCACUGAUUCUGGGUGUGGUUUGAAACACCUGUAGCCACACCUACAAGUGAACAGUUAGCUUAAGCUUACCUUAAGCUUAAGCUUAACCUUAAGCCCAGGACAUUUGUUGUCCUGGGUACAGUAAUAAAGUAAGGGUUGAGAAAAGAUGGACAAAUGAAUAAAAACGUAGACUAUUGGUUUCAUGAACUGCAAUCUCCUGUGUGUAACUCCUGUGUUUUGUUGACCUAUCAAUCCAUCCAUCCCAACCUCAUGGUACGUCUACGUCACUUGUCAUAUGGCCCAUAGAGAUCGCCUGACAGUAAAACAAAAGUGUGGGUUGCAUUAAGGUGCUGCACAAAUUUACUAUACGGUUGUUUAACGCAAGAGGAAAUUCUUAAGUAACUGUAAAAAUCUAGAAAACCUAGAAAUCCAUCAUAUAUUUCCAAUAUAUAUACCAGAUACCAAUUUCUCUACUGAGACUUACCCCAGGAGCCUUGUUGCAUGUACAUGUACUGUAGCUGCAAGGUCCAUUGCAGUCUGAGUAAGGGGCAUGGACGCCAUUAUCAGCAGAAUUUAAAAAAUAAAAAUCAAGCAUUUCAAGCUAAAUAACCCUCUGGACUGUGUGACAAAAUGACAAGGCAGAACACACACAUGCCAAGUGUGUGUUUGUUUGGUAAUCCGCAUAGGUUUUUUGUAGUGCUUGUAACUUUCAACUUAGACCACAUAUCAGAAGAAAUUAUGCACAGAGUAAUUUACAAGGCCACGUUCAUCUAGCAACAAAUUAUUAUAAUUAUUUGUUCGAAAGAAGAAAAAAAGUGUAUUUGAAUUUUUUCUGGUGAUUAGGGAAAACAUUUAUCAUCCCAGUUGCAGAGAGAGCUGAAUGGUUUCAUUUGGCUUCCAUUUUUAUCAUCUAUCAUCUAAGAGAGAUACUUUUCUAAAUUUAGUUCAGAGGAAAAACAUGACUUUUUUUUAAUUCUCAAGCUGAGGUGAAGUACAAUUAUUACAACUAUUCUGUCCAGUCUGCUCUCACGAAUCAGAUAUUUCUUAAGUGUCUGUUCUGUUUAUUUCAUGUUUUCAGUAUUAAUGUCCUGAGUUAAUGUGAAUACAAAACAGAAUAGAUAAAAAAUGGUCCUAACAAAUGUAGUAUGGUAAACUCCUGUCCUGGUGUGAGACUAAAGGAAUAAAUCGCCUGUUCAAUAGAGAUUUAGAUGCAGAAGCAUCCAGCCCUUGUCUCACUGAUAUUCGUUUUUUAACACAUCUCAGGUUCGAUAAAACAUUUCAUAUACAAAAUGUUUGGCUAGGGGCACUUCCUGGACUCACUAGAGUUUGUUUGAGUUGCACUUAGCUCUUUGGAUGUGAUGCAUGUAGAUCCAGAGAGCCUUAAAACAAAAAGUUUUCCUGAAGAGUACUUUGAUUGUUGUCACUAUGUUUUGUUUUCUGUUUCCUACCUUGUAUCUUUUUACAAGGAGCAAAGGUGACUGAUGUCUUUCAGUUGUGUCCAUUUGUUUAUGUCAGAUGGACAAACGGUAGUGAAAAAAGGUAAAUGAGAAGGAGCAGGAUCCGGGCAAUUGCUAAUACAGAAGUAUUUGUCUUCCAUUCAAUUUUGUCAGGUGAAUGACCAUCCCCAAUCAUUAGUUGCUUAUCAAAAAAUAUUACAUAAACAUACUAUGACAUUAACCAAACUCAGUCGUUUUUUUAAUGGUAAAGAAGUUGUGUAUACGAUGUUGUCCAUAAAUGUGAUGUAAUGUAUGUGCCAUCUAUGUACAGUGCUUCACAGAUGUCAUUAUUAGUGAGACAGUUGUCGUAAAGAUAUAUAAAUGCUUAGCUUUAGAUGUGAAAAAGAACUAAAAUGGCUGACCUCAGGACUUCAUGACUAACUGCUGUACAAUAUAUUUACUUGUUAAAGAAAUAUACAUUACACUAAAUGGAUUUAUAUAUAACCAUAUCUGGUGCUAUUAAAUCACUGUACAAGUAACAGUAUAAUUAGAGGGUUGUGAACACCAGGGUCAUAUAUUACAGGAGUUGUACCAAUAAAAACACCAUAAGUUAAAGUUUCUAGAUUAAGUAUCAGAAAUUUUAAUAAUACCAAUUGCAAACUUUAAUGUCCAAGUGGUAGAACUUUUUUCACAUCAUAUGAUUCUGGUUUGUGAUGGUGGAUGCAGAAUGUUGAAUAACCCAGUGCUAUGGAUGCAACCAUGUGUGUGUGUGUGUGUGUGUGUGUGUGUGUGUGUGUGUGUGUUUGUGUGUGUGUGUGUGUGUGUGUGUGUGUGUGUGUGUGUGUGUGUGUGUGUGUGUGUGUGUGUGUGUGUGUGUGUGUGUGUGUGAAUGUACAUGUAAUGUUAAUGCUGGGUUGAGUAAAAUGUGUAAAAUAACUGGUGUAUGUGUGUGCUGGACCAAAUGACUUCAUGAAAAUGUGUGUGGUGAUGAGUUGUACAUGGUUGUCAUGUAGAUGUGUCGUCAUUAAAACUCUCCACAUGUGGGUGCUCUGUUGAAGA